GGACUCAAGGAAAGAGAGGGAGUGCCAAGCUGUUACUGUUUACCCUCUGGCCCAGAUCUUUCUUCAGAAGAAACCUGAGUGGUCUCACAGACUUCCUCGGUUGUGCUGUUCUACUGAGGUUGGGUGGAGUCAACACGUCAUGGAUAAAGAAGUCCCUAAAGGCAGUCCCAGGGAGCCCGCACUGAACAUCAAGAAGUCAGACAAAUCCUUCAAAUGCAAGAAGCCCACCGAAAAUGUGCUGAUCUUUUUAAUCAACAGACAAGUGGGCAGGCACAGAAGUGACAUUGACCUGUCAAGAUGGGUGUGGAUGCUGUCAUAAAGCAACUCUAGGGUGGACAUGGCCUUGGACAAAAAGUCAUGUGGCUUAUGUGCUGAAGCCUGCCCAGAUUUUUGAGAAAUUAAAUAUAAUUAGAACAAUAAACUCCUCCCAUGUUUGAGUCAUUAAAA
Gorilla gorilla gorilla (western lowland gorilla) is the source of this 447-nucleotide messenger RNA. It is a transcript of the gene ETDB, whose product is annotated as embryonic testis differentiation homolog B. NCBI's taxonomy places the organism in Eukaryota, Metazoa, Chordata, Mammalia, Primates, Hominidae. The coding region runs from base 140 to 319 and encodes 59 amino acids. The record is from RefSeq and is a predicted model, not a curated record. The transcript has 2 exons.